CCACCUUCUUGCCAAGCGCUGGUGUUGUGGUGUUCCUGUGGGAUAGAGCCACCUUCUCGCCAAGCGCUGGCGUUGUGGUGUUCCCGUGGUGCGGAGCCGCCUUCUCGCCAAGAGACGCUACCACUGAGCUGGGCCUUUGCGCUUCGCUCUUGGCCAGCAGCAAGCGCGUGGUGGGAAGAGGAGGAGCUGUGCUUUGAGGCUCAUGUGUUUCCUUUGGUCGUUGAAGAUGUGAAACGUGCAGCAAAGAGGAAGCUAAGUACAGAUGUCCACGGUGCAUGAAAUAUUCGUGCAGUCUGUUGUGUGUAAAGAAGCAUAAGCUUGCACUGAGCUGUAAUGGAGUAAGGGAUAAAACAGCGUUUGUCUCUGUAAAUGAAUUUACUGACUUGAACCUUUUGAGUGAUUAUCGUUUCCUGGAAGAUGUAGGAAGGACAGCUGAUGCUGCUGCUCGACAUCCUAUUGUGCAUAGUCCACCAACAAAAAAACUGUUAUAUUGCUUGAGAAACAAAGCUCGAAGGUGUAAUAUUGACCUGAGAACUCUGCCCGUUGGAUUUACAAAAAGAAGAGAAAAUUCAACCACCUUCAACUACAUGGAGAAAAAGUUCUACUGGCAUCUGAAGCUCAUAUUUCCUCACUGUCAUGCUGAAUACACUUUAAAAGGGGUGCCUGACGAUAAAACACUCGCUGAUAUCCUUAAGCCCUACAUUGAUCCAGUGGAGUCAGAUCCUGUAGUUUGUCAAAGACUGAAAAUCUAUACAGUGUCUCCUCAGUCAGAUGUACAAAUUUUAAUGAAAAUAGAAAACAGGAAGCGCAAUUCUGUCAGGUACAAUGAACUGGAUGCCAGUAGAAGCCUCCUAGACAAUUUGAAAGGCAAAGUAAUAAUUGAGUAUCCAACGUUAUUUGUGGUCUUGAAAACACUGAAGAAUGACAUGGUGAUUCUUGGCCAAGAUGCCAGUGAACCUGCAGACAACUCGGACAGUGAAAGUUCGUCCCAUUCAUCUGUGGAAGAAGGGGAAAUUCGGGACAGUUCAUGACGGUUCUUUGAGAGAAGAGGGUGGAAUAAGCCUUUUUUUAAUUAUUUAAUUAAAUCUUUUUUUAUACGACUGAGUUCUUAGAGGUUUGGUCUGGCUUCCAUCACUAAAGGCAGCAGUUCCAAACUGCCUGCCUAUUUUUGGAUUUAGGAAUACGUAUUUAGGGUUGUAAAUAAAGAGAUAGGGAAUUGCUGGUUCCAGAAAAAAAACUUAUAUUCUUAUUUUAUUGCACCCUUUUUCCAUGUAUCUUUAAUGAAUCAGAGUAACCCAAAUUUAAGUUUCCAACUUAGUUUCAACAGUAUAUUUUUUCCUUUUACCCUAACAGCUCAGUGUCUGAUUUCUGAGUUUAAAUAUUUGACCACAUAUUUGUGUUUAUAUGCGGAUUUGCGUUUUAAUGCUUAAACUUACUGAAAAAAAAAUCCCACUGGUAUUUCAUUAGAUUAAUUUUCUUUUAAGGUAUUUCCUUGUCAUGCUGAGCUGCUGCAAAUUAUCUUACUUUACUUUUGAUUUUAAUCUUCUGCGGUGACAUUUUGGGUGCCUGGUGCAAUACAUUUCUUUUUUUUUCUUACUUGGUUGCGUCUUCUUUAAUGUGUUAAGGACAUGUCAAACCAUGUUUUCAGGGUAGCAAGGUGCUGUAUGUUUAAUCUUCUACCCUGAUCCUUUAAAUUAGCAUGGGUUUUAAAAUCAACGGAUACAUAGACUGUCACUAAUGCUGAUAUAUUGGACUGCUAAAGAAUGCUUAUGUUAUGCAUCUGGUAUUAACUAGUUUGCCAACUGAAGCCAGGUAUUGCAAAUAUUUGCUGGAAUAUCAACUAAA
Molecule: messenger RNA, 1845 nt
Organism: Egretta garzetta (little egret)
Lineage: Eukaryota; Metazoa; Chordata; Aves; Pelecaniformes; Ardeidae
Gene: ZNHIT6
Product: zinc finger HIT-type containing 6
Exons: 10
Coding region: 276-1031 (251 amino acids)
Biological process (GO): box C/D snoRNP assembly; maturation of LSU-rRNA from tricistronic rRNA transcript (SSU-rRNA, 5.8S rRNA, LSU-rRNA); snoRNA localization
Cellular component (GO): nucleus; pre-snoRNP complex
Source: RefSeq, a predicted model, not a curated record